Molecule: messenger RNA, 1312 nt
Organism: Heteronotia binoei (common prickly gecko)
Lineage: Eukaryota; Metazoa; Chordata; Lepidosauria; Squamata; Gekkonidae
Gene: METTL21A
Product: methyltransferase 21A, HSPA lysine
Exons: 4
Coding region: 184-834 (216 amino acids)
Biological process (GO): peptidyl-lysine methylation
Cellular component (GO): cytosol; cytoplasm
Molecular function (GO): protein-lysine N-methyltransferase activity
Source: RefSeq, a predicted model, not a curated record
GGGGAUGGCCGCUUCCGCUUUUUUUGUCACCGGAAGUGCACCGCAGUUUGCCAGAGGUCUCGUGCCUGGCGCGUUGUUCUUUGGGCGGAGCGGAGGACCGUUUUUGGGGCGCUGCGGGCGAGCCAGCAGGAGAAAGGAGCUCUGCCUGCCUGCCUGUUUUCCCUGGCCUGCGAGUGACAGAAGAUGGCCCUGGUUCCUUACGAUGGGCUCCAUCUCUGGGGGAAGCUGCACAAGCCAUCCUCAGUGUACUCUUUCGCUAACCACACGAUCCAGAUUCAGCAGAACUGGAAGCAGCUCGGGGUGGCCGCCGUGGUCUGGGACGCGGCUGUAGUCCUUUGUAUGUACUUGGAAAUGGGAGAUGUGAACCUCCGAGGGCGCUCCGUCAUUGAAUUAGGAGCAGGAACUGGCUUGCUGGGAAUAGUAGCAGCUUUACUUGGUGCUCAAGUUACAAUCACGGACAGAGAAGCUGCCUUGGCAUUUCUCAAGUCAAAUGUCCAAGCGAAUUUACCCAGGGACAUCCAGUCGAGAGCCGUAGUCAAAGAACUGACCUGGGGCCAAAACUUAAUGAGCUUCUCCGCGGGAGAAUACGACUUCAUCUUGGGCGCAGACAUCGUUUACCUGGAAGAAACAUUUGCGGAUCUUCUUCGAACCCUGGACCACCUGAGCGCGGACCACACCGUGAUCUUGCUCUCUUGCCGCCUGCGGUAUGAGCGAGACCAGAACUUCUUGACAAUGUUGAAAGGGACCUUUUCCGUCCAGGAGGUGCACUAUGACCCUGGGAAUGACAUACAUAUAUUCAGGGCACAGAGGAACAACCGGAAAAGAGAGUUGUGACCCGUCUGGCUGCAAAAGAACGUGUGCCCUCAGAGCAUGCGAAGACCAAAGGGCAUCAUUUAAGCCUUCCGUUUCAGCUCCUGCCAUGGAUUUGUCUGAUUUGCAGCAGGGGUGGGGGUGGCGGAGCUGCAACGCUGACUCGAGCAGGUCAGGCUUACCAGAACUGCAAAGGGCUUCGUGAACCCUUCGUUUGCUAACGGUCUCAUUGGAACUGGAGAACAAGCGUAGGCACCGUGUACCACUGAAAUGGAUUCUUGAAAGUACUGCAAUGAUACGCUUUGUGAGAGUGGAAGAUGAUGUGAAAAGUGAAUAAGCAAUGGCUUAGAUAAAGCUUACAGCGAAACGGGGGGAAAUAGACCGGUUUUGCCUGUCAGCUUUUUUUCCCCUUUUGGGAGCUAAUCUGUGAUUUUGAAAAAAUUUAAUACCCUUGAGGUUGUGACUUACCACUUAAUAAAUAAUAUAAUAUUUUGGGACAAAA